AUGGCAAAAGGUGCGUUAGCCACAGAUUUGGCCACUUCGAAGCGCCCCCUUGUGGUGGCCAAAUCAUUGAGAGACCCGGAUGUAACAGGAUGGAGACACGUGACUGAGAACCGUCCUCAUGGACGCUCUGAGCCGCUCUCUCUCCUCUCUGAGCGUGUCGAGCCGCUGCGCUCCGUCCUGCACCUGCGCCUCCAUCACAGACCCACGCUGAGGCUGACACAGACGCUCGGAGGCCACAGCGCGCCCGUGAGCGGCCUCUCCACAGCGCGCACACAGCCCCACGCCUUCUACUCUGCGUCUCUGGACGGCAGCGUGCGGCUGUGGGACGUGCGCGCCGUGGGGCAGACGCGGCAGGCGCAGCAGGAGUUCCGCGGCGCUCCCGAACAUGCCUUCUCGGCGCUCGGCGUCAGCUGCGACGGCGCGCUGCUCUGCGGCGGCACGGAGCAGGUGGACGGCGAGGACAGCUUCCUGGUGUUCUGGGACGCAAGGAAACCAGGCGCUAUGUUAGGGGUGUACUCUGAGUCGCACUCUGAUGACAUCACACAGGUGCUCUUCCAUCCCACAGACAAGGACAGAAUGGCGUCUGGUUCCACUGAUGGGCUGGUGAAUGUCUUUGAUUUGUCUCGUGGAGCCGAGGAGGAGGCUCUGAUCGCCACCUGCAACAGUGAGUCGUCCGUGAGCUCCCUCUGCUGGCUGGGACCGGGACCAGCAGGAGGCCCAGCAGCAGGAGGCCCAGCAGCAGGAGGCCCAGCAGCAGGAGGAGCAGCAGCAGCAGGAGGCCCAGCAGCAGGAGGCCCAGCAGCAGGAGGAGCAGCAGCAGCAGGAGGCCCGUCCCACUCGCGCCUCCUCUGUGUGGCUCACGACGAGGGCCUGAAGCUCUGGGACCUCCUCAGUUUGGAGACAGAGGAGCAGCUCACGGUCUACAGCAGCAGAGACGCUCGCUGCAGCUCCGCUGACUCAGCAGUGGACUCCUCUGUGGACUUCCUGGUGGGGGGCCUGUGGCUGGAGCAGGAGCAGCAGGUCCUGGUUCUCGGGGGCCGUGCUGGAGGAGAGGUGCUGCUGUUCAGCUGUGACGCUCAGGGACUGCGGCUGCUGCGGCGGCUGAAGAGCGGACACUCGGCUCCUGUGAGAUGUUUCGGCUUCGAUCCACAAUCACACGGUCUGUUCACGGGAGGGGAGGACGGGGAGCUGCUGCACUGGAGCCCAGAGGGGGGAGGAGGAGGAGGAGGAGGAGGAGGAGGAGGAGGAGGAGGAGGAGGAGGAGGAGGAGGAGGAGGAGAUACAGUUGCAGACGUCGGCCGGGACUCGCACAGAUCCUUGAAGAGUUCGUCUGUGAUGAGGCUGAAGUCCAGACCACACAACAAACACAAGCUCAACAGACGCACAAAGCCCACGUGA
Messenger RNA from Knipowitschia caucasica, 1398 nucleotides. The record is from the annotation of a GenBank genome assembly. Lineage: Eukaryota; Metazoa; Chordata; Actinopteri; Gobiiformes; Gobiidae.